Marmota monax (woodchuck) is the source of this 3297-nucleotide messenger RNA. RefSeq names its product solute carrier family 34 member 1 (gene Slc34a1). Gene Ontology annotation, biological process: sodium-dependent phosphate transport; intracellular phosphate ion homeostasis. Lineage: Eukaryota; Metazoa; Chordata; Mammalia; Rodentia; Sciuridae. The coding region runs from base 149 to 1111 and encodes 320 amino acids. The record is from RefSeq and is a predicted model, not a curated record. The transcript is spliced from 9 exons. Gene Ontology annotation, molecular function: sodium:phosphate symporter activity. Gene Ontology annotation, cellular component: brush border; vesicle; apical plasma membrane.
GGGAAACAGAGGGAGGGUAGCUAGGAUUCUAGGGACUUUGCCCUUGACCCAAAGGUAUAAAGAAGAGGGUCCCAGCUCCUCCUUAGGCCCCUGCAGGCUUCUUUGAGCUGGAACUGGAGCUGGAACAAAGAACCUCAAGGUAUCCAGGAUGAUGUCCUAUGGAGAGAGGCUGGGGGCCCCUGCCGUCUCCCCACUUCCAGUCCGCGCAGGGCACAUGGUACACGGGGCAGCCUUCGCCUAUGUGCCCAGCCCACAGGUCCUGCACAGGAUCCCAGGGACAUCUGCCUAUGCCUUCCCCAGCCUGAGCCCAGUGGCCCUCACAGAGCACAGCUGCCCCUAUGGGGAGGUCCUGGAGUGCCCUGACCCACUACCUGCCAAGCUGGCCCUGGAGGAGGAGCAGAAGCCAGAGCCUGGGCUGGCCCAGAAGCUGCGCCAGGCUGGUGUGAUGCUCCUCAAGGUGCCGCUGAUGCUGGCCUUCCUCUACCUCUUUGUCUGCUCCCUGGACGUGCUCAGCUCAGCUUUCCAGCUGGCUGGAGGGAAGGUGGCUGGUGACAUCUUCAAGGACAAUGCCAUCCUGUCUAACCCCGUGGCGGGACUGGUGGUAGGGAUUCUGGUGACCGUGCUGGUGCAGAGCUCCAGCACGUCCACAUCCAUCAUUGUCAGCAUGGUCUCCUCUGGCUUGCUGGAGGUGAGCUCUGCUAUCCCUAUCAUCAUGGGCUCCAACAUUGGUACCUCUGUCACCAACACCAUCGUGGCUUUGAUGCAGGCAGGAGACAGAACUGACUUCCGGCGGGCCUUCGCGGGGGCCACAGUGCACGACUGCUUUAACUGGCUGUCCGUUCUGGUCCUGCUGCCCCUUGAGGCUGCCACGGGCUACCUGCACCAUGUCACUGGACUUGUGGUUGCCUCCUUCAACAUCCGUGGUGGCCGUGAUGCCCCUGACCUUCUCAAGAUCAUCACGGAGCCCUUCACAAAGCUCAUUAUCCAGCUGGACAAAUCUGUGAUCACCAGCAUUGCCACAGGGGAUGAGUCCCUGAGGAACCACAGUCUCAUCCGAAUCUGGUGCAACCCAGAACCUUUGGAGAUUGCCAACCAUACCUGCCUGAUUUAAACAAGCAUCUUUUGAGGACUUGCAACAUGGGACGCAAGCAUCAUAGCCUUGGAGAGGCACAGUGGUUUGCUUUAAUUCAUGUAAUUGAGAUGGGGCGCAAGUCCUGGUAGAAUCCUGACUCUUCAUCUCGCUACCUUUCCCAGAUUCCAGCCUGGGGUUCCACUAUAUGUGUUCAUUUCCCAUUCCACCCCUAGGCUUGAAUGCCACAGAGUAACUUGAGAAUGUCACAGGCCACUCUGAGAGACAUUCCAAGGUGGGAAAUGGGUGUCGUUCUCAAGAGUUCUCCUCAUAGCCACCAGAUGGCGCUGCUGGUCCGGAGUUGUCCGGCCUUCGGAGGAACAAAGACCUGGAGCUCCCCUUCCUCCAGAGGGAAAACUAUUUCACUGGCACACACCCUGUGUGUGUCUCCCCUGGGAAAGGAUUCUUGGAGUCCAACAGUCCUCUGUGAGCUUAAUAACCUCCUUCCGUUCCCAGAAGCGUCUCCUUAAUUGGGCGUGUCCCUGCAGGCAUUAAAAUCCCAACUCCCUCUUCUAAGAUCCUUCCAAUCAAGCUCCUGGGGAAAGUCGCACAGCAUUGUAGACCUCAGGUCCUAUAGGAGGCGACGGAGGCCAGAGGCUUAAGUGUGUGGUUCAGUGUCCCACAGCUGAAAAUGGCUCAGCUAUGGGGGGAGCCCAGGAGUAUGGAAGGCCCAUUCACUCUGUUCCACCCUCAACACUCAUUCCCCAACCUGUUUUCUUCUCCUCCAGCCUCCACCUCCACCGCAGGCCCAGACAGGAUGGUCCCAUCCUAGGAAUAUGCUCCUGAUCCUGGGCCUUCCAGCUCUAUUAUUUAGGCUGGAGUUUCCAUCAGCUCCCUUUGUCUUGUCCCAGGGUAUGCUCCCUUCCCUUGGUUCAUGGGAGCUGAUUUUGCAGGCUACCCACCUUUCUGCCCUGCUGCUACCUCUACAUUCCCCUUUUGCCCUUUAAGAUCUCUAACUUCUCUUGUGGGUUCACCCCCAAAUAGAAAAAUCAACAUUUUAAAACUCCAGAGUGGGAUUUGGGAAAUAGCUCAGUGGUAGGGCUUAAGUGUAGCGUGUGUGAGGCCCCGGGUUCAGUCUCCAUCACCCAAAGCAAAAUAGAACAAACACCAAAACCAAAGGUCUUAGCCCUCCGCCUUGCCCUGUCCCUGAUUUUCCCUAAGGUGGGACCCCAGCAAAGCUCCUCAUCAUCCUCUAGCCUCUCCAGGAUCCCAUAAGCCCCUCUCCCAGGAGAUCCCUGGGCCGAGACCAGGUUAGUGUUAGUGGGGACGGGAUGGGCAGGCACUCAAUUGUCUCAGGGAGUCAUCUGCUUUCUAGGCCUCCAGGCUGGGCACCCCCAGGAAGGUCACCAAGCUCCUCCCCACAGGGUCGGGAUCCUUGGUAACUCCCAGGGCCAUUGGUCCUGACCUAGGAAUUCAACCACAUUCCACAUGACCCUGAAUGGGUCUGGGGAGGGAAAUCAUCUAUUGCUUAUUUGGAGACACAAUUUACUGAAAACUUGUCAUGAACCAAGAUUAUCCUGCUUUAUUUUCUUUCUUUCUUUUUUGGUGCUGAGGAUUGAACCCAGUGCCUCACAUGUGCUAGGCAAGUGCUCUACCACUGAGCCACAACCCCAGCUACUAUCCUGCUUUAAAAAAAACCGACUCAGAGAGGUGGCUUGACUGAUCCGAGUAGUUGGUAUGAGAAGUAGGAUUUGGCCUGCUGUGUUGGCACAUGACUGUAAUCCCAGCAAUUUGGAAAGCUGAGGCAGGAGGAUCACAAAUUCAGCCAGCCUGGGUAAUUUGGUGAGACUCUGUCUCAAGAUAAAAAGUUAGAAGGUCUAGGGAUGUAGCUCAGUGGUGAAAUGCCCCUGGAUUCAACCCCGAGUACUAAAAGAGAAAAAAAAAAAAAAAGAAUUUGAACUCAAAUCUGACCAACAGCAAACACCUGGCUCUCUCUCUCCCUGGCACCCAGCUCUCUCCCUUGCUGACACAGUAGCUACCAUCACUCCCCAGCCUGGUUUUCCAUUCUAGCCAUCAGAGAUGAUUUUUCUAUUUCCUGGCCUGUAAUUCAGGCCUCCAGGCUUGACCGUGCCCCAAGGGUCAGACACAGCAAACUGAGAAGGCAGAUGAGCACAUUGUCUCAUUUGAGGGAACUCAUCCCACUAAAAUAAACCCUGAUGUUAAAACCA